This is a messenger RNA of Eurytemora carolleeae, 4169 nucleotides long. RefSeq names its product furin-like protease 2. The transcript is spliced from 43 exons. Gene Ontology annotation, molecular function: protein binding; serine-type endopeptidase activity. The record is from RefSeq and is a predicted model, not a curated record. Gene Ontology annotation, biological process: protein processing. Lineage: Eukaryota; Metazoa; Arthropoda; Copepoda; Calanoida; Temoridae. Bases 169 to 3531 code for a protein of 1120 amino acids. Gene Ontology annotation, cellular component: trans-Golgi network; Golgi membrane.
AUAUCAGCUUGUGCCCAGCACGCUGACCUACUGGCUGCAGAGCCUGGAAUAUCCUGGUUUCAACAGCAGAAAGAACUUAGGAGAAGCAAAAGAUCCCCCCCUACAGUUCCUGAUCCAUUGUACAGGGAUCAAUGGUUCCUUAAUCAUGGUGCAAAGGAUGGAUCUGAUAUGAAUGUCAAGCCUGCUUGGGAUCUAGGUUUCACAGGGAAGGGUGUAGUUGUUACUAUACUUGAUGACGGUAUCCAGCAUAAUCAUCCGGAUCUUGCACAGAACUAUGAUCCUCUGGCAUCAAAGGAUAUAAAUGAUAAUGAUGAUGAUCCAAUGCCUCAGGAUAAUGGGGAUAAUAAACAUGGAACAAGGUGUGCUGGGGAAGUUGCAGCUGUGGCAUACAAUGAUUAUUGUGGAGUUGGAAUAGCAUAUAAUGCUAGUAUAGGAGGUGUACGUAUGCUGGAUGGUAUGGUGAAUGAUGCUGUGGAAGCAAGAAGCCUAUCCCUUAACCCAUCUCAUAUAGAUAUAUACUCGGCCUCCUGGGGACCUGAGGACGAUGGUAAAACAGUAGAUGGUCCUGGACCACUUGCUAAGCAGGCUUUCAUUAACGGGAUUAACAAGGGACGAGGAGGAAAGGGAUCUCUAUUCGUAUGGGCAAGCGGGAAUGGAGGUCAUCAUAUAGAUAACUGUAACUGUGAUGGAUACACAAACAGUGUAUUCACUCUCUCCAUAUCCUCUGCAACCCAGGGAGGUUUAAAACCUUGGUAUCUUGAGGAGUGUUCUAGUACUCUAGCUACAACAUAUAGUUCUGGAACACCUGGACAAGAUGCAAGUAUUACAACAGUAGAUCAGGAUGCAAGGUUACGUAGAGACCAUUUAUGUACCUCAGCCCAUACAGGAACCUCUGCAUCUGCCCCACUAGCAGCUGCAGUCUGUGCUCUAGCAUUAGAGGCGAAUCCAGAGCUGAACUGGAGAGAUGUGCAGCAUAUUGCUAUUUACACAGCUAAUCCAGAACCUCUUAGACAUGAACCAGGCUGGGAGGUGAAUUCGGUGGGAAGAAAAAGCUUAUUUGGAUAUGGUUUAAUGGAUGCUGAGCAGAUGGUUCGACUAGCUGUGGUUUGGAGAGAAGUACCUCCUCAGCAUAUCUGUGAAACAAGAGUAGAGACACCUAACCAGGUUCUGCCGAAGUCGAAGGGAAUGAAAUUGAACGUGAGUAUGAUAACAGAUGGUUGUGAUAAUAUGCUCAGCAAGGUCCGGUAUCUGGAACAUGUUCAAUGUAGGAUUAGUCUGAAAUAUUUUCCUAGAGGACAUCUCAAGAUAUCUCUCAGGUCGCCUCGUGGAACAGUCUCACAUCUUCUUCUACCCAGACCCAGGGAUACAAUGGCAUCAGGGUUUGAAGAUUGGCCGUUUCUCUCUGUUCAUUUCUGGGGUGAGGACCCAACAGGGGAAUGGACUUUAGAGAUUUCUAAUUCCGAGACGGAGAGUGCCAACUCGGACGGUUUACUCAAGCAUUGGCAAUUAGUGUUGUACGGUACUGUAGAGAAUCCAUGUAAGAAUUUAAAGAAUCUGGGGACUCGGUGCAACAAGCCAGGUCAAACAGAUGAAGUUACAGUUGACAUAAACUCAACAAAUAAUCUACAACAAAAUAAGGUGAGGGAGAGUACUCCGGUGCCCUGUGAUGAAGAAUGCAGGAAAUCAUGCAAAAAUAUCAGAUCAGAUGGAGUUUGUUUAAAUUUCUGCCCUCCAUCUCAUUACCUCUCCCUAGCCAGGCAUACCUUAUCCAGGAUGGGUUUAUCCACCCCUGGAACCUGCAGACCCUGCAGCCCAUCUUGCAAGGAGUGCUUUGGUCCUUCUUCAAGUCAGUGUCUGGCGUGCUCUUCAAGUAUGCUACUAUUGCAGGACAGAGGAGAGUGUACUUUUCAAUGCCCAAAAGGAUAUUAUACUGAUGCUAUAAACAGGACAUGUUUAAUAUGUGACAACUGUGACAGCUGUACACUAGAUGAUGGAACUGUCAAAUGUACAUCCUGUAAACAAGGUAUGGUCCUGCUAGAUGGGGUUUGUACAGCCCACUGUCCCUUUGGGCACUUUACUAACAAGAAUUCAUGUACAGCAUGUCAUCCUAGCUGCGAGACAUGUACAGGAGUAUUGGAUACCCAGUGUGGAAGGUGUGGUGAGGGAACCUACUAUUUUGAAAGGAGGUGUGUCAGCUACUGCCCUCCAGGAUACUUUUCUCAGGAAGCUCUCCGUGAAUGUAUGUCUUGUCCUCAUGGUUGUGAUUCCUGUACUGGAAUAGAUGAUGGAGCUUGCUCCAGGUGUAGAGAUGGAUGGAUUACAACAGAAGCAGGAGAGUGUUUGCCACCAGAAAGUCGAGAAUGUCAGCCAGGAAUGUAUUCUGGUCAAGGAACAUGCCUAGCCUGUCAUAAUAGCUGUAAAACAUGUAUUGGACCCAAGGACCGUGAUUGCUCAUCCUGCUACUCUGAUCAUCGGCUCUAUAUAUCCAGCUGUGUAGAGUUCUGUCCAGUCCGGUCUAAACCAGCUGAAUCGGUCAACUCAUGCCUAGCCUGUCCACAUGCAUGUGCGGGGUGUGAUGAGGCAAAGUGCACAAGUUGUCUUCCAGGUUAUCAUCUUCUUCAAAACGGAGUGUGUGCCACGUCCUGCCCUCUGGGAGAAUAUUCUGAUCAGGAUUCUAUCUGCCGGCCUUGUCAUGUGAACUGUUUGGAUUGUUUUGGUCCAGGUUCAAAUCAUUGUAUCUCAUGUAACACCCAAAAAGGGUUGGUGUAUGCUGGAGGUGAGUGUGGAACUACCUGCCCUCAACACUACUAUCCUUCACACUCAUGUAAAAGCUGUCCAGAUGAAAGUCUUGAAGAAUGUCCUACUUGUCCCCCGGGCCUAGCUGGACUAGUAAACUGUACCAAUUGUGAAACAACAGCUUUAGUGAACUGUACCAGCUGUCACAACAGUUGUGACAGCUGUGCUGGGCCUGGACCUGGGAAUUGCACAGGAUGUUUGCUCGAUGAGGUUUUGCGGGACGGAUACUGUUUAAACUGUGAGAAUGGAUUUUAUCUCUCGGAUACAUCACAGACGUGUUCACCUUGUCAUUCAUCAUGCUCGUCAUGCAGUGGGCCAGAUCCAAACCAGUGCACGUCAUGCUCAGGACCCCUUCAGUAUGACUCAUGGUCUAGCACCUGUGUGCCCUGUUGUAAUGCUCUUCAGGAUAUUGUACCUUGUUGUUUGUGUGGGACCCAGGGUGUGUGUACUUCUCCUACAAGACUUACCAGAAGUUUGGUCAGCUCUGGUUCACUGGGAGGAAUUCUUCUUCUUUUUCUUUGUAUAGUAGGGUUAUCUACUGGAGGCCUGUGGAUGGUGUCUCACUGUAGAACAGAAACAGUUCUUAGAUUAAGACGUCCAAGAUUACGGAGAAGAGAAAUUUACUCAAAAAUCUCUGGGACUCCAGAUACAGAUAAUAGUCCAUUCCUAAGGGAAGAGGAGUCCGAUACGUCAGAGGAGGAAAUAGAAUCAGACUUUCAUAUGGUCAACAGCUGAUUUUCUUUAUGUUUCACAGCUGAUUCCCUUAUGGAAUAGCUGAUAUCUUUUUGGUCAACAACUGAUACCGUUUUGGUUAACAGCUGAUUUUCUGGUGUGGUCAACUGCUAAUUUCCUUGUGGUCAACAGAAGAGCUUAUUUUCUUGUGAUCAUUAGCUGAUUUCCACAGAGUCAACAGCUGAUAUCCUUAUGGUCAACAGCUGAUUUAAUCGUGGUUAACAGGUGCAAUAUCCUUAUGGUCAACAGCUUAUUCCCUUGUGGCUGACAACUGAUUCCCCGAUUGUCAACAGCUUAAUUUCUGAUGGUCAUCAGCUGACCCCUCCAUGGUUAACUGCUGAUUUUUUUGUGGUCAAUAGCUUUCUUAAUCAUGGUCAACAAAUGAUUAUCAUUUGAUGAAUGACUGAUUUCUCCAUUAGGAGAGCUGAAAACUGGAAAGCUGAUUUUCACAAAUAUUGUAUUAUAUGCUGAUUUCAUUUUUAAAAAAAGGAGGACUUUUUCUAAUCUUAAACUGUUGGACAGUUGGAGUGGGGUUUCCCGCCAUUUUACACAUGAAUAGCUGACAAAGGGGAGGAAGGCCAACCACAACAAUCUCUCGUCCAAGCCAUCUCGAAAUCCUCGUCCUUUCAAUAUUAUUUUUU